This is a messenger RNA of Aspergillus saccharolyticus JOP 1030-1, 2019 nucleotides long. RefSeq lists its product as uncharacterized. The record is from RefSeq and is a predicted model, not a curated record. The coding region runs from base 1 to 2019 and encodes 672 amino acids. Lineage: Eukaryota; Fungi; Ascomycota; Eurotiomycetes; Eurotiales; Aspergillaceae. The transcript has 2 exons.
AUGCCACUUCACGGCAUCAACCCCGAGUCCCAGCUCGCAACAACCCUCCUCGUCAACAUCCAAUAUCCCCUGGCGAGUGUCAUCCUGUUGUACACAUGGCAGUAUCUAAGCAAUCUGGCCAAUCUCGCCAAACCCCUCGCCCAGGACAUCGUCACAACUGUGUGCGAAUCCCCACUCAACUUUCUCUGCCCAUCCACCUACGCCCAUCACACCAGCAUCAUGAACAUCAACACAAACGCCACAGGUCUCUUCGAUACUUCAUGGGGGGACUUCUCUACUUUCCCACGGUUGAAUCCUAGGGACAGCGAAGAGUCGGAGGACGUCUAUGAUAUGCUCGUCCGCAAAGGCCUCAUCGAUAAUGAUGAAGAGGGAGAAGAAGACAAGUCUAGGGAGACUAAGAAGAAUGACAUUUGGUUUUUGUAUUUUGCUUGCAUCCUGAUGGCGUUUGAUAUUGGUCGAAUGUCGAAGUUGGGGGCUACGGCUGCUCAGGAUUUUGGGACUAAUCUGACUGAAGAGGAGAAGGAUGAGCAGAAGAAGAAGAAAGGGAAGAAGGACAAUGGGAAGAGGAACAAGAAGAAGAAGAAGAAUCUGAAGAAGAAAGAGAAGAAGAAGAAACUCAAGCUCCUGGUAAGCACAAAAAUGACGAUGGUGUUUCGCCCUGCUAAUGUUUUGAUCCUCAAGGCUACUCCCAUCACAAACGAGCUCGAUCCUCUCGUUGCGCAGGCUUCACGUCAGGAUACUCCCCUUCCUGCUGGGUCUGACCCUGACUCUGAAUCUGACUUUGACUCUGACUCUGACUCUCACUCAUACUCAGACUCUGGCUCAGACUCGGACUCAGACUCGAACUCUGACCCUGACAAUGGCUCUGGCUCUUGCUCUGGCUCUUGCUCUGGCUCUUGCUCUGACUCUGACUCUGACUCUCGCUCUGACUCUUGCUCUGGCUCUGGCUCUGGCUCCGGCUCUGGCUCCGGCACUGACUCCCCCCUUGGAUAUCCUGACUGGGACUCUCCGAAUGAGCUUUUUGAUGAAAGCCGCGCCCGCUUUGAUCAGAUUCGCGAGUCGAAAUCACCAGCUUCUCUCUUCAUUCACUUGACUGAGAUUCUAUCCUCCGGGCUAGCUUCAAGCUUGGGUGAUGAGCAAAACCCAGCGGAUGAUGCCUCCGAAACCACUAUCUGUCACUCGCAGCCCGGAUAUCUUGCAGAGGACACCAUUGACGAAGAGCGCUUGGUCUCUUUCGAAGAGCUUGCCGAUCCCCCGAGCACUCCUACCCCUUGCACUUAUACCUCCACCUCCUGCCCUAGCCCUACCUUCAGCGGCACCACUGCCGACUCCCACGUCUAUCCCCUCGAGACAAUCCAUGAGGAAGAGGAAUACCCGCAGACUCAAUCCUCAGAAGCAAUCCUCGACAACUGCCCUACUUCUACCUUCAGUGACACUGCUAUCAACUCCUACGUCUACCCCCUCCUGUCAAUCAUCGACGAUUACCUGCAGGACCAAUUCUCAGAAGCAAUCCUCGACGACAGACCUAUCCCGUUCAACCUCCCGCACAAUCAACCCACCUCUACCCGCCAGGAAGACCUUCAUGCAAUCGAGCAAUCCAUCGACGAUCAGCCAGAUCAUCGAUACUACGUACGCUACAAAGACCCCCGUACCAACACCAUGAAGUCUAUGAUCUUGAGACCGUGUCUCAAGCGGCACCACAUCACAUCCCAUAUGGAUAUCGACACACUGACUCCCCCGGGACUCGAACCAUCCAGGAGAAGGAGGAGGAGGAGGAACCUCCUGAUGGUUUUAUUCGACCCCUUGGUCUUGAGAGUCGAUAUCACAAUCGGCCCGAGAUACCUGCGGUCUCGGCGACGCCUGCACCCGGUGGGGGUGGACAGGGAAGGUCUGGAGAUCUCCCACCCUCCAUUGCAUCUGGGGGGAAUCCACUGGUCCCACCGCCAUGGCAAACAUUGGAAGGCGGAGAUGAGCCCAAGACAGCAUCAACAUCUGAUGCUGUUGGCCGAUCUCAAAUGA